AAAUAUUCGUAAGUUGUGUUGUGUUGCGAGAGUGUUGACUCCUUUUUUUAUUUUUUGUUGUCUGUGUAAGGCUUGAUAAAUUAAUUUUAUUUUUUGUAUACCUAUAUCUCUGUAAUCGUUGAUUGGAGUAAAGAAAAACAAAUAAACAAAAUGGGCUUGACUAGAAGAGCUACUCAUGCAGGCAGUUGGUACUCUGAUUCUGGAAAUCAAUUGAAUAAACAACUUGAAGGAUGGCUUAAUGCUGCUGAUUUGUCUCAUGGACCAGCAAGAGCAAUUAUUGCACCACAUGCUGGUUACAGUUAUUGUGGUGAAUGUGCAGGAUUUGCAUAUCGACAAAUCAGUCCAGUUGUAGUUCGUAGAAUAUUUAUUCUUGGACCAUCUCAUCAUGUAAGAUUAUCUGGAUGUGCUCUCUCAACAGCAACAACUUAUCGUACACCACUUUAUGAUUUAAAUAUUGAUCAAACAAUAUACCAGGAACUUGAAAAAACUGGACAAUUUGAUUGGAUGGAUAUGCGUACUGAUGAAAAUGAGCACAGUAUUGAAAUGCAUUUACCAUAUAUUGCCAAAGUUAUGGAAAAUUUCAAGGAUGAAUUUACAAUUAUUCCAAUUUUGGUUGGUUCUUUGACUCCAGAAAAAGAAGCAAUGUAUGGACAAUUAUUGGCACCAUAUCUCAUUGAUCCACAAAAUUUAUUUAUCAUUUCAUCUGAUUUUUGUCAUUGGGGCUCGAGAUUUCGUUACACUUAUUAUGAUCGUUCAUGUGGUGCAAUUCAUUCAUCAAUUGAAAAUCUUGACAAAAUGGGAAUGGAUAUUAUUGAAACUCUCAAUGCUUCGGAAUUUACUGAUUAUUUAAAAAAAUAUGGCAACACAAUUUGUGGACGUCAUCCAAUUGGAGUACUACUUCAGGCAGCACAGAGCUUCAAAAAAAAUUGCAAUGGACAACGUUUGAAUUUGAAAUUUCUCAAGUAUGCACAAAGCAGUCAAUGCUGCAAUAUGAAUGACAGUUCAGUAAGUUAUGCAAGUGCUUCAUUGGUACUUGAAUGACAAUUUAAUUAACAUUAAUGAAAAACAUUUAUAAUCAUCAUCUUAUUAUUAAAUAUUUUGCAUUUAUUUACACAGUGCAAUUACAUUAUUAUUAUUAUUAAUAAAAAAAAAUCUAAAAUAAAGUUCAUCAUAGAGCAAUGUAUCGACAUUAAUAUAACAAACUAAUGACUGCCUCGAAAUAUUGACUAAAAAAAAAGUUGACACACAUUUAAUAAUUUUUUUUUUCAUAUUAAUUUAACACAAUUAUUAUUAAAUGCAAUACAGACUUAUUAAUUAUUAUUAUUAGAAAGAAAAAUAAGGAUUAUUAUUCAUUAGUUAAAUUUCUUUGAAACGAUAAAAUUAAAAUGAAAAAGAUUGAUGUUAUUGGGGAAUGUUCAUGAAUAACGUAAGAUGCUUAAAUUUUUUUUUUAUUCAUACUUAAACAAGGGUUUGAAAAAUUUGAUAU
Molecule: messenger RNA, 1486 nt
Organism: Aphidius gifuensis
Lineage: Eukaryota; Metazoa; Arthropoda; Insecta; Hymenoptera; Braconidae
Product: protein MEMO1
Exons: 9
Coding region: 151-1041 (296 amino acids)
Source: RefSeq, a predicted model, not a curated record